GUAUCAACGUACCACAUGACCGAAGAAACAUGGAUAUUGCAGCAAUGCUCCCGACCGAAGUGUUAUGGCACGCUUUGUGGAAACCCCGAUAGUGAAUCCAAUCAGUCUUUCGUCACUUACGUUGUUGACGCCAGUGAUACCCUCACUUCUAUUGCGGUUAAAAAUGAUGUUUCUGUCGGUCAGCUGAAGUUCCUUAACCGCAUGCUCCUUUCUGGCGACAAAUUCAUCAUCCCUGGUACUGUUUUACGUCUCCCAGUUGUGCGAAAAUCAACAAUCAAUCGAACACCUCUGCAUAGUGCGUCUGAGAACAGUGCCGGAUUGACAACUCAGGUUUCGAACGACCAUUCUACAUCCGAUGGCGGUCCUGACGUCACGGACCAUCAAAGCCUUCUAAUGGUAAAUCCGCUCGUUCAGACCAUAACUUCCUCAUCGAACUCCCUUUGUAAUGAUCACUCCUUUCCUUCUGCUGAUGCUGUCUGA
Hydatigera taeniaeformis is the source of this 480-nucleotide messenger RNA. The record is from the annotation of a GenBank genome assembly. NCBI's taxonomy places the organism in Eukaryota, Metazoa, Platyhelminthes, Cestoda, Cyclophyllidea, Taeniidae.